Messenger RNA from Oncorhynchus keta (chum salmon), 1068 nucleotides. RefSeq lists its product as uncharacterized. The transcript has 2 exons. NCBI's taxonomy places the organism in Eukaryota, Metazoa, Chordata, Actinopteri, Salmoniformes, Salmonidae. The coding region runs from base 1 to 1068 and encodes 355 amino acids. The record is from RefSeq and is a predicted model, not a curated record.
AUGUCCCUGUUGUCCCUCAGGUGUCAACAUCAUGUUCCUAUCAACCUUCAAGGUCCAGAGAAGAAGAGAACCAGGAGAGACGGAGUUCUGGUGGGCAUGUCCCUGUUGUCCCUCAGGUGUCAACCUCAUGUUCCUAUCAACCUUCAAGGUCCAGAGAAGAAGAGAACCAGGAGAGACGGAGUUCUGGUGGGCAUGUCCCUGUUGUCCCUCAGGUGUCAACAUCAUGUUCCUAUCAACCUUCAAGGUCCAGAGAAGAAGAGAACCAGGAGAGACGGAGUUCUGGUGGGCAUGUCCCUGUUGUCCCUCAGGUGUCAACAUCAUGUUCCUAUCAACCUUCAAGGUCCAGAGAAGAAGAGAACCAGGAGAGACGGAGUUCUGGUGGGCAUGUCCCUGUUGUCCCUCAGAUGUCAACAUCAUGUUCCUAUCAACCUUCAAGGUCCAGAGAAGAAGAGAACCAGGAGAGACGGAGUUCUGGUGGGCAUGUCCCUGUUGUCCCUCAGGUGUCAACCUCAUGUUCCUAUCAACCUUCAAGGUCCAGAGAAGAAGAGAACCAGGAGAGACGGAGUUCUGGUGGGCAUGUCCCUGUUGUCCCUCAGAUGUCAACAUCAUGUUCCUAUCAACCUUCAAGGUCCAGAGAAGAAGAGAACCAGGAGAGACGGAGUUCUGGUGGGCAUGUCCCUGUUGUCCCUCAGGUGUCAACCUCAUGUUCCUAUCAACCUUCAAGGUCCAGAGAAGAAGAGAACCAGGAGAGACGGAGUUCUGGUGGGCAUGUCCCUGUUGUCCCUCAGGUGUCAACAUCAUGUUCCUAUCAACCUUCAAGGUCCAGAGAAGAAGAGAACCAGGAGAGACGGAGUUCUGGUGGGCAUGUCCCUGUUGUCCCUCAGGUGUCAACAUCAUGUUCCUAUCAACCUUCAAGGUCCAGAGAAGAAGAGAACCAGGAGAGACGGAGUUCUGGUGGGCAUGUCCCUGUUGUCCCUCAGAUGUCAACAUCAUGGCAAAGACCUGCCUUUAGUGCACUGUAGAUAUCCACAGCCCAAUUCCAAACAGACGCUAGCCCCUAAACCCUAG